Molecule: messenger RNA, 2347 nt
Organism: Erythranthe guttata (spotted monkey flower)
Lineage: Eukaryota; Viridiplantae; Streptophyta; Magnoliopsida; Lamiales; Phrymaceae
Product: Pentatricopeptide repeat (PPR-like) superfamily protein
Molecular function (GO): protein binding
Source: RefSeq, a predicted model, not a curated record
AUAUCUUCUACAUAGUAACAUAAAGUUUAGAAAUUAUACAUAUUUAAAUAAAAUCUACCAAACACAAAUUCUCAAAUAUAAUAAAUAUGUAUAACAAAUAAAGAUUUUAAUUUCAUAAAAUCACACUGAUAUAAUGCCAAUUAAUUAAACCAAUAAUAAAUGGUCCAAAAGUAGCACUAUAAUGUUUGAUAUUGAACCGGGUUUUUCCCGGUUCUACUCGUUCAACCGUUUUCCGGGUCAUAAUUAACCGGACCCGGGUUCCUUCUUUUCUAGUCUUUAUCAAGGAAUCGGGUCGGACCUGACAGCAUAGGUCCGUUUCCUGAACUAGGACACGGCGUCGCUUCCAUGUACCGCCUCCGCCGCCGACUCACCUCUCCGCCACCACUCCUCCUCCACACGCUCGCCGCCGCACAAGGCGGCGAAUCCUUCAUCACAAACUCGAUCCCCCCAUCUCAAAUUGCAUCCCUAAUUUCAGAGCAGAAGUGGUCACAUCUCAAACCCAUAAUCGAAUCCUCCGACCCGACCCGUUUCCUCCACCAGCUACUCCACUCCGACGAAUUCGACACCGCCCUCGUCCUCUCCUUCUUCAAAUGGUCGCAGGCCGAUUUUCAGGUAACCCACUCCACCGAACACUACGUCAAGCUCUGUAUUCUACUCGCGAACGACAAAAAAUACCCCAAGAUCCGUUCUUUACUGCACACAUUCGUCAAACGAUGCAAACUUAUCUCAAUCCCCAAUUUCUGCAACGCCCUUUUGACCCUCGGCGACGAUUCGUGCGCGAACAGCGUCGUUUUCGAUAUGCUGAUACUCGCCUGCGUGAAAAACGGCAGGCCCGAAUUAGCGCUGGAGGGGUUUCGGCGGGCCCGCGAUUACGGGCUCAAGCCGUCGUUGAUUUCGUGUAAUCCUAUGUUGUCUGCGUUGUGUAACGAAUGUAGGAUAGGCGAUGUGGAGUUUGUGUACAAGGAGAUGGUUAGGAGGAAACUCGUGCCGAAUUUGAUCACCUACAAUACGGUGAUUAGCGGGUUCGGCAAGGCCGGGAAGUUGAACAAGGCGAUCGACGUAGUCGAGAAUAUGAAGAUUAAUGGGGUUUCGCCGAAUGUGGUUACUUACAACGCUUUGAUUACCGGGUAUUGCAAAAAGGGUGGGGCCGGUAGAAUGUAUAAAGCCGACAUGCUAUUGAAGGAGAUGGUGGAUAGUGGGAUCUCCCCGAAUGUAAUCACGUAUAAUAUUUUAAUAGACGGGUUUUGCAAGGACGAUAACGUGGCUGCGGGUAUUCGGUUGCUUAAAGAAAUGCGAGCGCGAGGUUUAACCCCGUGUGUGAUCACGUAUAAUACGUUGAUUAAUGGAUUAUGCGGUAGUGGAAGAAUCGAAGAAGGAAUUCGGUUGAGGGAUGAAAUGUCGGAAUCGGGUUUGGAGCCGAAUAUCGGUACUUACACGGCGCUCAUUAACGGGUUUUCGAAGAAGAAUUUGUUGGAGGAGGCUCGGGAGUUGUUCGACGAAAUUAUCGAGAAAGGUGUUGUUUCUGUCAAUGUAUUGGCUUUCAAUAGUUUGAUCAACGCGUAUUGUAAAGCGGGCAAAUUGGAAGAAGCGGUGUGCGUACGCAAUUUAAUGCCGGAGAAAAUGGUUUCCCCGAACGUCUCUACGUACAAUUGCUUGAUCGGGGGUUACUACGAAGAUGGGAACGCGGAAGCUGCACGGAAGCUUCUAGAAGAGAUGGAGGAGAAGGGUUUGGUACCCGAUGUGGUGACGUACAACGUAAGAAUAAACGCAAUGUGCGACGUAGGCGAAACGAGAAAGGCGGUUCGAAUUCUUGACGAGAUGCGGAAGAAGGGAGUGGACCCGAGCCACAUUACGUAUAAUGCUUUGAUUGGUGGAUACUGCAAGCAAGGAAACCCUAACGCAGCUCUGACUUUGAGGAAGAGAAUGGAGAAAGAAGGGAAGCGGUCGAAUGUCGUGACGUAUAAUUUGUUGAUCAAGGGUUUUUCCGAGAUCGGUAAAAUGGAAGAAGCAAACGGAUUUCUUAACGAGAUGUUGGAGAAAGGGUUUGUACCUAACGAAAUAACCUACGGCAUUAUUAAGGAGGAAAUGAUGGAUAAGGGAUUUGCACCGGAUAUAGACGGGCAUAUGUAUAACGGCAGCUCUGCUAAAACUUAGAUAGUGAAUUUACCGAUACGCCCUUGUAAACGGGCUUCCCCUAUUUUCUCACUGUCGUAUACUCGGAAUCAAGAAAGGCCGAUUUUUUUUUUUUUUUUUUUAAUUACCUGUCCUUUUGCGCCUUUUUGAGUUAAUAUUUUGUAGACAUGAUCAAGAAUUGCGUAAUGCGAAAGCUUGUGAAAAUAUUUUUCCG